This is a messenger RNA of Odobenus rosmarus divergens (Pacific walrus), 1343 nucleotides long. RefSeq names its product sideroflexin 3 (gene SFXN3). Gene Ontology annotation, cellular component: mitochondrial inner membrane. NCBI's taxonomy places the organism in Eukaryota, Metazoa, Chordata, Mammalia, Carnivora, Odobenidae. Gene Ontology annotation, biological process: monoatomic ion transport; serine import into mitochondrion. Gene Ontology annotation, molecular function: monoatomic ion transmembrane transporter activity. The record is from RefSeq and is a predicted model, not a curated record. Bases 112 to 1077 code for a protein of 321 amino acids. The transcript is spliced from 11 exons.
GCGUGACGUUACGCGUGAUGGGUGGGAGGGCAGGAGCCCGCGCGCCGCGCCUGGAGGAAGGCGGGUCUGGGAGCUGCAGAGGCCAGAAGCCCCGGAGCUUGGGAAAGCAAAAUGGGUGAGUUGCCCUUGGAUAUCAAUAUUCAGGAACCUCGCUGGGACCAAAGCACUUUCCUGGGCAGAGCCCGGCACUUCUUCACUGUUACUGACCCCCGAAAUCUGCUGCUGUCCGGAGCGCAGCUGGAAGCCUCCCGGAACAUCGUGCGGAACUACAGGGCUGGCGUGGUGACGCCUGGGCUCACCGAGGACCAGCUGUGGAGGGCCAAGUAUGCAUACGACUCUGCCUUCCAUCCGGACACAGGGGAGAAGGUGGUCCUGAUUGGGCGUAUGUCAGCGCAGGUGCCCGUGAACAUGACCAUCACUGGCUGCAUGCUCACCUUCUACAGGAAGACCCCGACGGUGGUGUUCUGGCAGUGGGUGAAUCAGUCCUUCAAUGCUGUUGUUAACUACUCCAACCGCAGUGGCGAUGCUCCCAUCUCUGUGGGGCAGCUGGGAACAGCUUACGUGAGUGCCACCACCGGUGCUGUGGCCACAGCCCUGGGGCUCAAAUCCCUCACCAAGCACCUGCCCGCCCUGGUCGGCAGAUUUGUGCCCUUUGCAGCUGUGGCAGCCGCCAACUGCAUCAACACCCCCCUGAUGAGGCAGAGGGAACUGCAGGUGGGCAUCCCAGUGACUGAUGAGGAAAGUCAGAGACUUGGCCACUCGGUGGCUGCGGCCAAGCAGGGAAUCUUCCAGGUGGUGAUAUCGAGAAUCUGCAUGGCCGUUCCUGCCAUGGCCAUUCCCCCCGUGAUCAUGGACACGCUGGAGAAGAAAGACUUCCUAAAGCGUCGCCCCUGGCUGGGGGCUCCCCUGCAGGUGGGACUGGUGGGCUUCUGCCUGGUAUUUGCCACCCCGUUGUGCUGUGCCCUGUUCCCCCAGAGAAGCUCCUUACACGUGAGCAGGCUGGAGCCAGAGCUGAGAGCUCGGAUCCAUGAGCAAAACCCUGACAUCGAAGUGGUUUACUACAAUAAGGGGCUUUGAGGGAGGGUCGGCCCCUGGCCCCCUCCCUCACCUCCUUGGGCUGCUGCUUUAGUGGAGCCUUCCCUCCCCUUACCUUGCCCAUCUGCCUGGUGCUGGGUGGGGGCGCAGCCAGUGAGACCAGCAAUCCCAUUAGGCUGAGAGAGGUGCCCCCAUUCAGCCUUUUUCUCUCCUCUCUGGUUUCAAAGAGCAGGGUCACAUAAUCCCUUUCUGCUGGGCUUCUCUGUCUACGUGUAUACAUAACAAUACUGUGCGUAAGUGUGUGUGUG